AUGGACAGCGAUAAUUACGACUCCCAGUCGGGCGAUGACGCCGAGAAGUAUUCCGUGCCUUCGGCAUGGCCACCCACCGACCGGGAUUCCUUCGAGCAUGUCACUGUUUCGGAAGUGGACCAUCGUUACAAUACUGUGCAAUGUAACGAUUUGCGUCUGAUACUGACCAUCGGAUCAUCCAGUACCUGCACUAGCUCAGCAUACACAUCCACAUACACCCAGAUGAAUGCCGAAUUUGGCACAUCAUCUCUUGUCUCCACUCUCGGACUGUCAACGUUCCUCUUGGGUAUUGCCUUCGGGCCACCAAUGAUCAGUCCUUUGAGUGAGUAUUACGGACGACGUCCCAUCUACCUCGGGACAUGGUCUCUUUUCAUCCUUUCGACAAUUCCAUCAGCAGUUGCAAAGAACAUUCAAACCAUACUGGUUACUCGAUUCUUCAGUGGUGCCUUUGGCGGUACCUUCCUCUCAGUGUCAGGAGGGACCGUGGGCGACAUCUUCCUACCACACCAAAUCCAACACCCCAUGUCUCUUGUGUCGCUAGUGCCGUUCAUGGGGCCUUGCGUGGGCCCAAUAGUCGGCGGAUUCAUCAACUACAACAUCAAUUGGCGAUGGACCUAUUAUAUCAUGAUCAUCUGGUCUUCGAUUUUGAUGGCCAUUAUUGUAUUUUUCACGCCCGAGACCUUUCAUCCAAUCAGGUUAUACAUGAAGGCCAAGCACCUCCGCCAGCAAACUGGCGAUGACCGGUAUAGAGCGCCGAUGGAGAAGAAGAGCGGAGAUGUUCAGCCGUCGAAGGCUUCCAUCAUAGCAGCCUCCAUGCUACGACCCUUACAGUUCAACUUCUUGGAACCUAUGUGCCUCUGCCUUAACGUAUACUCGGCAAUCUUACUGGCUAUACUGUACUUGUUCUUCCUGGCGUUCCCGCGCCUCUUCCGAACGGAGUAUGGGAUGAACCUAUGGCAAGGUGGUCUUACAUUCCUUGGCAUUAUUGUAGGCAUGUGCUUGGCUGCAGCAUCAUCACCAGUCUGGUCCAACAUCCGCACGCGACUUGUGGAGAAGCACGGGACUAGUGAGCCGGAGUUCCGAUUACCGCCGGCUAUGUUGGGCGGGUUCCUGAUACCGAUCGGGUUAUUCUGGUUCGGCUGGACGAUAAGUCCCAAUAUCCAUUGGAUAGUACCAAUCAUCGGCUCCGGCGUCUUCGGCUGCGGAACGGUUCUAGCCUUUACUGGUAUUUAUACCUUCCUCAUUGAUGCGUGCCUGUUCUCUGCUGCGUUUCCAUUAUUUGGCGUGCAGAUGUAUGACAGACUCGGUCACCAGUGGGCAACAAGUCUUCUUGCAUUCCUUACAGUUGCUAUGAUGCCCUUCCCAUGGCUGUUCUUCAAGUAUGGCAAUGCUUUAAGGGGGAAGAGUAAGUUCGCGCUCCAUGACAAGAUGUAG
Molecule: messenger RNA, 1434 nt
Organism: Colletotrichum paranaense
Lineage: Eukaryota; Fungi; Ascomycota; Sordariomycetes; Glomerellales; Glomerellaceae
Exons: 7
Coding region: 1-1434 (477 amino acids)
Biological process (GO): transmembrane transport
Cellular component (GO): plasma membrane
Molecular function (GO): transmembrane transporter activity
Source: RefSeq, a predicted model, not a curated record